Molecule: messenger RNA, 1758 nt
Organism: Melopsittacus undulatus (budgerigar)
Lineage: Eukaryota; Metazoa; Chordata; Aves; Psittaciformes; Psittaculidae
Gene: HNF1B
Product: HNF1 homeobox B
Exons: 9
Coding region: 1-1677 (558 amino acids)
Biological process (GO): insulin secretion; liver development; pancreas development
Cellular component (GO): nucleus
Molecular function (GO): RNA polymerase II cis-regulatory region sequence-specific DNA binding; DNA-binding transcription factor activity, RNA polymerase II-specific
Source: RefSeq, a predicted model, not a curated record
AUGGUGUCCCAGCUGAGCGCCCUGCAACGGGAGCUGCUGGGAGCCCUGCUCAGCUCCGGAGCCACCAAGGAGGGCUUGAUCCGCGCCCUGGAGGACAUGGUCCCGGCCGCCGGCUUCGGCGUCAAGCUGGAGAGCCUGCCGCUGUCCCCCGGGGGGCCGCCCGACGGCAAGGCCACCUUUGCGCCGCUGGCCAACGGGCACGGCAAGGGCAAACUGUCCGGCGAUGAGGGCUCGGAGGACGGCGACGACUUCGACACGCCGCAGAUCCUGCGGGAGCUGCAGGCGCUCAACACGGAGGAGGCCGUGGAGCAGCGGGCAGAGGUGGACAGGAUGAUCAGUGAGGACCCAUGGCGGGCGGCGAAGAUGAUCAAGGGGUACAUGCAGCAGCACAACAUCCCGCAGCGGGAGGUGGUGGAUGUCACCGGCCUCAACCAGUCCCACCUCUCCCAGCACCUCAACAAGGGCACCCCCAUGAAGACGCAGAAGAGAGCCGCUCUCUACACGUGGUACGUCCGCAAGCAGCGGGAGAUCCUCCGGCAGUUCAACCAGGCAGUCCAGGGUUGUGGAAAUAGGACAGACAAAAGCAGUCAGGAUCAGCUGCUGUUUCUCUUUCCAGAGUUCAAUCAGCAGAACCAGGGGGCUGCCCAGCUCGACGACGCCUGCUCCGAAACCCCCAGCAAGAAGAUGCGCCGCAACCGGUUCAAGUGGGGGCCGGCCUCCCAGCAAAUCUUGUACCAAGCCUAUGACCGGCAAAAGAACCCCAGCAAGGAGGAGCGCGAGGCACUGGUGGAGGAGUGCAACAGGGCUGAGUGUCUGCAGCGAGGGGUGUCCCCCUCCAAGGCACACGGGCUCGGCUCCAACCUGGUGACAGAGGUGCGGGUCUACAACUGGUUUGCCAACCGGCGGAAGGAGGAGGCUUUCCGACAGAAGCUGGCCAUGGAUGCCUACAGCUCGGGCCAGCCCCCCCCGCACAGCAUGAACCUGCUGCUGUCCCACGGCUCCCCGCACCACAACCAGCCCAGCGCCUCACCGCCCACCAAAAUGACAGGGGUCCGGUACAGCCAGGCGGCGAGCGGCGAGGCAGCAUCCUCCGGUGCCAUCGGCCACCACGGCAGCGGUGCCAUGGUCCCCACGAGCCAGGCUGUGCUGCAGCAGGUCUCCCCAGCCGGCCUGGACCCGGGCCACGGUUUGCUCUCUCCCGAUGGUAAAAUGAUCUCAGUUUCGGGGGGCGGGCUGCCCCCGGUGAGCACCCUGACCAACAUCCACAGCUUGUCGCACCACAACCCGCAGCAGUCCCAGAACCUCAUCAUGGCACCGCUCUCAGGAGUCAUGGCCAUCGCACAGAGUCUCAACACCUCGCAGGCGCAGAGUGUUCCCGUCAUCAACAGUGUCGCCGGCAGCUUGGCAGCUCUGCAGCCCGUCCAGUUCUCCCAGCAGCUCCACAGCCCACACCAGCAGCCGCUCAUGCAGCAGUCACCCAGCCACAUGUCCCAGCAGCCCUUCAUGGCCACCGUGACCCAGCUGCAGAACUCGCACAUGUAUACACACAAACAGGAGCCUCCCCAGUAUUCCCACACUUCCCGCUUCCCCUCAGCAAUGGUGGUGACGGAUACCAGCAGCAUCAGCACACUCACCAAUAUGUCUUCCAGUAAGCAGUGUCCCCUGCAAGCCUGGUGAUGCUCCACACCUCACUGCUUCCGCACAUAGCAACGGGAUCUUCCUUUCCACAACAUCCCGGAGGUGACCCCUGUGCCGAGC